AUGGAUACUCAAGACAAGUACCCCAAGAUAACAAACGAAGACGCCUUUCGUCUGACAACAACAACAGACUUGGAUCUCUCAAAGCUGGCCUCCCAGGAUGAUACGGCUGAGGAAGUUGACAUCAAACAGCUGGAGGACAUCCUGAAUGGGUGGCAAAAACAGAUUGAGCUGGUCCUGGUGAACAGUAAACUGCUGAGGAGAGAGGUGGCCUCCGGAGGGCCCCUGACUGAGUUAAAACACUGGCAACAGAAAUCUUCACUCCUGAACUCCAUCUUCAGCCAGAUCAGAGGCUCCGAGUGUCAGGCGGUGGUCAUGCUACUCUGCCGCAGCCGUCCCUCAAAGCUGCGGGAGUGGCUGGAGCUCGAUGCCAGACUCAUCGUCCAAGCUCACAGGGCAAAAGCAUACGAGAAGCUGCUGAGCAGCCUUUACGAAGCCUUUGAGCCGCUGUACAGCUUCAACCCGCCUGCUCUGAUGCAGAUCAUUCCGAGGAUCUUCAUUGCCACCGAUUUGAUUCACCGCUUCUCACCGUACGAUGACACGAGUGAAAAUGUUUCUGCGCUGCUCGUCCAGGUCACAGAUCAGCUGGUCACGCAGUGCAGAUCAUACGUCACCGACAACAACACGUGUCCCGUUUGGAGCCAAGAUCCAAAGGACCUCGUCAGGAAAAUUCAGGACUGUAACCGUCUGCAUCAAGAGUACAAGUCCUGCUUCCAGCAAACAACGGCUCAGUCAGAGGAGAGAGACGGGAUCAACGCCCUCAAGGUUUCAGAGGAAAAAGUCUUCUGCCAGCUUGGGGAUUUCUGCAGGAAGCUGGAGAUGAUCACACAGACUCUGUCCGUGCUGGAGACCUUUGACUGUCUGGGAAACGCAGACAUCAAGGGCAUGAAGCCUCUGGCCCAACAGAUCAACACCUUGUCCUCCAGCCUGAAGGGGAAGCCGUACGACGCGUUGGCUCCCGGAGAAACGCAGUUCCAAAAGGAUUUUGAGGCGUUUCUGAAAGAUGUCAGGAACUUUGAGAAUCGGCUGCAGGAAUUCAUGCGUUGGUCUUUCUCAGAAGUGGAUUCAUGGGACCAAGCUUCCUCUCUCAUGAAGCGAUUUCAGAGCCUCAAAAUUCCCUGUCUGGACGCACAGAUCAACAACAUCUUCAGCGAGGUUCUCCUGAAGAUUUACGCCUCAGAUUUACUGCGUGUGAAACUGGUGUUUGACCGUCAGAAUGACAACCCUCCAUUAAAGAGCAACGAGCCUCCUGUGGCCGGAAGGAUCCGCUGGGCUCGGGACCUCUUCACAACAAUCGAGGAGCCCAUAUCCUUCAUCAAAGAGAACUCUGACGUCCUCUCCGGCCCGGGGGGGCAAGACGUGAUCCGGAUGUACAACCGGACUGCUGCCGGCUUGGUGAAGUUUGAGUGUUUUCACCACCAGGCGUGGUUCGACGAAGCGUCCAAGCUGGAUCUGGGAAUCCUGAAUGUCACUCUGUUGGUCUGUCACCCGACAACAAAGAAGUUCUUUGUCAACUUCGAUCCAGUGCUCACUGAGAUCAUGGAGGAGACCAAGUCUUUGAACAGCAUGGAUCUGGAGGUCCCCAAAAACGCUCUGCAGUUGAUGGAAUACACACUCCUCAUAGGCGCCACACUGUUCAUCUGGUCGUGCUCAUACCUGGACAAGUACUUCCAAGAUUUGGAUGCCGCUUUGUCCGAGCUCACGACGCUUGCAGGAAAGGUGCGAGGCAUCAGUGAGAAGCACAUCGACACCAAUCUCCAGGACAUGUCUGGGACUUUACUCCUCGAGCUUCCAGAAGAUGCGUCCUCAGUCCAGCGCCUGACCGACCUGAACAAGCGCCACUGCCAGCAGUGUGUGAAGAGACUGGAGCUGCACUGCAGACACCUGGAGAGAGCCAUGGAGGAGCUGAGUGACGUGCUGCGACCGUCCAGCAGUGAGGAGGAGCCUUCUGCAGAGUUCCAGCUCGUCAAACCCAACGUGGUACUGGCUCCCACUGCGGACGAGAUCCAACAGGCCGUAAAUCAACUCAUCCUCCUGGUGCUGGAUGUGAGCAAAGGGGUUUUGUGGUCUCCAGAGUUCAGCCACGGUCACACAAAGAAAAAGGACAACUUGUUUGACCGUGUUUCCAAACAACGAGACGUGGAGAAGGCCGUCGCCUUACUGAAGCAAGGCCUCGGCUCCCAGAUGGAGAAAACCCGAGACGUCCUCCAACAGUUUGAGCCCUUCAGAGAGAUCUGGGACCAGGACAAGGACGUCACUGUCAAGGAGUUCUUCGACAGCAGCCCAUCUUUAACCCAGGUCCAGGCUGACCUCCAGCGCUACGACUCAGUGGAGGACAACAUUCAGGACAUCAAGGCCGUCCUCGUUUCAGGCUUCAUGGAGAUCUCAACAGGUGAGCUGAAGUCGUUCCUCUCCGCCGAGACCAGCGCCUGGAAGGAGCUGCUCUGCAGAAGCCUGAGAGAGGAGUACCAGAAGAAGACCACGGACCUCCGGGCGCAGGGCGACCAGUACCUGGCGCUGCUGUCACAGCCUUUGGUUGACCUGAAAGAUGCGCUUCGUGCCUCAAAGACGCUGACUGACCUGCAAGAGGCAGAACUGGACAUCCACACCACGCUGACCUCUAUCAAGGACGCCUACGAACUCCUGAUGCAGAGUGAAGCGGAGGUGACCCAGGAAGAAGCGCUGGGAGUUAAAAAGCUCAGGCAGUUCUUCGACAAGCUCAAGUCUAAAGCCAGUUCAGUGCAGGAGAAGUUUGUCAGUUUGCAGCCCCAGUUGAGUGUGGACCUCCUGCAGAGUGUGGCUGUUUUCAAACACGACGUUCCUGCGUUCAUGAAGGAGUAUGAGACUGAAGGUCCAGGGGUCGAGGGAAUCGCUCCGCAGGAGGCCAGCCGCAGGUUCCACGCCUUUCAGGCUCGGUUUGAGGGGUUAUGGGACAAUUUCAACUUGUACUCAUCAGGAGAGCGGCUUUUGGGUCUGCCAGUCACACGGUAUCCUGCGCUCCACGCCACCAAGAAAGAGCUGGACCUGCUUCAGAAGCUGUACGGUGUGUUCGACGCGGCGAUGAGUAAGAUCAGCGGCCACUGCAGCACCUUGUGGACAGAGGUGGACAUCACAACCAUCAAAGCAGAACUUUUGGAGUUCCAGAACAGGUGCCGGCGGCUCCCCAGUGCUCUGAGGGACGGGCAGUCCUUCCUGAACGUGAAGCAGACCAUUGACGACUUCAGCGAGUUGUGUCCUCUGCUGGAAAUGAUGGCAGACAAAGCAAUGAUAAAGAGACACUGGCAGCAGAUCACAGACUUGACCGGGCACCGGUUCGAGGUGGAGUCGGAUGCGUUCACUCUGCAGAAUGUCGUGGAAGCGCCUCUGUUGGAGCACAAGGACGACAUCGAGGACAUCUGCAUAUGUGCCGUGAAGGAGAAGGACAUCGAAGAGAAGCUGUCCCAAGUGAAGGAGGUGUGGCUGGAGCAGAGGCUGAGCCUGACCACAUUCAAGCAGAGAGGAGAGCUGCUGCUGAAUCCAGGCGAAACGACGGAAAUCCUCACACUUCUGGAAGACGGCCUGAUGGUGCUGAGCUCGCUGCUCACCAACAGAUACUGCAGCUUCUACAAAGCAGAGGUCCAGGACUGGAGCUCCAAGCUGCUGACGUGCUCCGACGUGAUCGAGCAGUGGUGCGUGGUCCAGAACCUGUGUGUCUACCUGGAAGCCGUGUUCGUGGGAGGAGACAUCGCCAAGGAUCUUCCUCAGGAAGAGGAGCGUUUCCAGAAUAUCGACAAGUCCUGGGUGGAGGUGAUGGAGCGAGCGCAGAAGGUCCCGAAUGUGGUGGAGUGCUGCGCAGGCGAGCCCACUCUGGCCAAACGGCUGCCCGGCCUGCAGAAAGAGCUGGAAUACUGUCAGAAAUCUCUGGCAGUGUACCUGGAGAAGAAAAGAAUGCUGUUUCCACGGUUCUUCUUCGUCUCUGAUCCGUCUCUUUUGGAAAUUCUUGGACAAGCCAGCGACUCUCACACGAUUCAGCCGCAUCUCCUCGGACUGUUUGACAACGUGAAUGAAGUCGAGUUUGAUGCAACAGAAUAUGACAAGAUUCUGAGUGUUCGCUCCCGAGAAGGAGAGGAGCUGCCGCUGAUCCAGCCCGUCGUGGCCCAGGGACCGGUGGAGCAGUGGCUCGGCCAGCUGUUGGUGCAGCAGCAGGCUUCGUUACACUCCAGGAUCAGAGAAGCCGACGCGGAGAUCAUGGAGGGAGACUUGGAACUCAUCCCCUUCCUCGACAAGUUCCAGGCGCAGGUGGGACUGCUGGGAAUCCAGAUGCUCUGGACACUGGAUGCUGAGGAGGCUCUGGAACAAGCAGAAUCCAAUAAGAAGAUCAUGCGUGACACCAAGCAGCAGUUUCUCAGCAUGCUGGCGACACUGAUCAAGCAGACCACCCACGACCUGAGCAAAUUCGACCGAGUGAAAUACGAGACGCUGGUGACGAUCCACCUGCACCAGAGCGACAUAUUCAACGACCUGGUUGCAAAGCGCAUUAGAGGUUUCAAAGACUUUGAAUGGCUGAAGCAGACCAGAUUUUACUACAGCCCAAACUCGGAUAAGGUCUUCGUCCCCAUCACCGACGUGAUCUUCGUGUACCAGAACGAGUUCCUGGGCUGCACCGACCGCCUGGUCAUCACUCCACUCACCGACAGAUGCUACAUCACGCUGGCCCAGGCUCUGGGAAUGAGCAUGGGAGGAGCGCCCGCCGGGCCCGCCGGCACCGGGAAGACUGAGACCGUGAAAGACAUGGGCCGCUGCCUGGGCAAGUACGUGGUGGUGUUCAACUGCUCCGACCAGAUGGACUUCAGAGUCGGAAGGAUAUAUAAAGGCCUCGCCAUGUCCGGAUCGUGGGGCUGCUUCGACGAGUUCAACAGAAUCGACCUGCCGGUUCUCUCCGUGGCCGCUCAGCAGAUGAACGUCAUUCUGGCGGCGCGCAAGAAUCAGCAGAGCACCUUUGUCUUCACUGACGGAGACCGCGUGGAUCUGAACCCGGAGUUCGGACUGUUCAUCACCAUGAAUCCCGGGUACGCGGGCCGCCAGGAGCUCCCCGAAAACCUGAAGGUGCUGUUCAGGACCGUGUCCAUGAUGGUUCCAGACGGCAGGUUGAUCAUCAUGAGAGUCAAGCUGGCCAGCUGUGGCUUCAACCAGAACACCAUCUUAGCCCGGAAGUUCUUCGUUCUGUACAAACUCUGCGAGGAACAACUCACCAAACAGGUCCACUACGACUUUGGGCUGAGGAACAUUCUGUCGGUGCUCAGAACGCUCGGCGCCUGUAAAAGAGAAAGACCCGACGCAGAGUCCAGCAUCGUGAUGAGAGUGCUGCGCGACAUGAACCUGUCUAAACUGGUGGAUGAGGAUGAGCCGCUCUUCCUCAGUCUGAUCAACGACCUGUUUCCUGGCAUCCGGCUGGACGGAAGCACCUACACUGACCUCCAAGCUGCCGUGUCCAUCAGGUGGAGCUGGCCGGGCCUCGUCAACCACCCGCCCUGGAACCUCAAGCUGGUCUCAGCUGUACAGGCCAUGCUUGUUCGCACACGGCUGAUGAUUGGGCCGAGCGGAAGCCGGGGAAGACCAGCUCCAUCAACAUCCUCUAUGCGAGCUUUGAAUGAAUGUGGGAGUCCGCACCGGGAGAAGAUGAAUCCCAAAGCGAUCACAGCUCCGCAAUGUUUCGGCCGGGGUGCGGCCCUGGACGCAGCCACCAACGACUGGACGGACGGGAUCUUUCUCCACCCUGUGGAGGAGGACGCUCAAGCGAAGAAAGGUGAAUUCAUCUGGCUCGUGCUGGACGGGCCCGUGGCCAUAUGGAUCGAAAAUCUCAACUCUGUGCUGGACGACAACAAACUGACCCUGGCGAACGGCGACCGCAUCCCGAUGGUCGCCCAACUGCAGCUGGUGUUCGAGGUGCACACAUGGAGAACGCCUCCCCCUGCCACCGUGUCCCGGCUGGGCAUGGUCUUCAUGAGCUCGUCUGCUCUCGGCUGGAAGCCCAUCCUCCAGGGCUGGGCUCGCAAGCGCACCGCGCAGGAGCAAAGCAUUUUGGGUUUGUACAGCAAGAUCUUCAAGGACGUCUACGUGUUCAUGAAGCAGAACCUGAAACCCAAAAUGGAGCUGUUGGAGUGCAACUACCUGACGCAGUCGGUGAACAUCCUGGAGGGCCUCCUCCCCACCACGGAAGUUCCCGGCUUCGCUGGUAGCAAACACCUGGAGCGCCUCUUUGUCUUCUCGCUCAUGUGGAGUGUGGGAGCGCUGCUGGAGCUGGAGGACCGGGACAAGCUGGAGGCCUACAUCAGGAGCCACGGCAGCCACAUCGACGUGCCUCUGAAGCAGCCCGGAGAAACGAUGUUCGAGUACAUGGUCAACCCCGAAGGUGACUGGUGUCAUUGGAACGAGCACGUUGGGGAAUACGUGUAUCCAACCGACCACGUGCCGGACUACACCUCCAUUCUUGUGCCCAACGUGGACAACACGAGGACGGCGUUCCUGCUGGAGGCGAUCGCCAAACAGCGCAAGGCCGUCCUGCUGAUCGGCGAACAAGGAACAGCGAAGACAGUGAUGAUCAAAGGCUUCACCAAGAAAUGACCGGAGACCGACCUCUUCAAGUCCCUCAACUUCUCCUCCGCCACAGAACCGUCAUGUUUCAGAACCCUGGAAAGCUACAUCGAGAAGAGGAUUGGCAGCACUUACGGACCUCCGGGAGGACGCAGGAUGACCGUCUUCGUCGAUGACAUCAACAUGCCUGUUGUGAACGAAUGGGGAGACCAGAUCACCAACGAGAUCGUGCGUCAGAUGAUGGAAAUGAGCGGCAUGUACAACCUGGACAAGCCGGGAGACUUCACCACUGUGAAGGACGUCCAGAUCCUGGCUGCCAUGAUUCACCCGGGCGGCGGGAGGAACGACAUCCCGCAGCGACUCAAGAGACAGUUCACCGUCUUCAACUGCACGCUGCCGUCAAACGCCUCCAUCGACAAGAUCUUUGGCGUCAUCGGCUGUGGAUAUUUCCAUGGAUGCAGGAAUUUCACCAGUAGCGUCACAAACACGGUGAAGUCCCUGGUGUCCGCUGGGAGGAUUCUGUGGCAGUGGACAAAGGCCAAAAUGCUUCCGACACCGUCCAAGUUCCACUACAUCUUCAACUUGAGAGAUCUGUCCAGGAUUUGGCAGGGCAUGCUGACCAUCAGAGCAGAGGAGUGUGGCGAUGUCCCCACUCUCCUGGCUCUGUUCAAGAGUGAAUGUACCCGAGUGAUCGCAGACAGGUUCAUUUGCUCCGAGGACAGAGAGUGGUUCGACGAGUCCCUGACCCGUGUCAUCAAGGACCACGUGGACCCGAGGCUCGUCUCGGAGCUUCACCCCGAGCCCUUCUUUGUGGACUUCUUCCGAGACGCACCCGAACCCACCGACGAAGACGAUGAGGACGCCUGCUUUGACGCUCCCAAAGUUUAUGAGCUGGUCCCCAACUUUGAGUUUUUGUCGGAGAAGCUGAAGUUUUAUCAGACUCAGCACAACGAAAUGGUCCGAGGCUCCAGCUUGGACCUGGUUUUCUUCAAAGAUGCAAUGACUCAUCUUGUCAAGAUCUCCAGAAUCAUUCGAACUGACGGUGGGAACGCCAUGCUGGUGGGAGUGGGAGGAUCAGGGAAGCAGAGCCUGACUCGCCUGGCUUCAUACAUCGCCGGAUACGACAUCUUCCGGAUUACUCUGACCAAAACAUAUAACAUGAGCAAUUUCAUGGACGACCUGAAGGAUCUGUACAAGACAGCCGGCGCCGAGGGAAAAGGAAUCACCUUCGUCUUCACGGACGGCGACAUCAAGGACGAGGCUUUCCUGGAGUACCUCAACAACAUUCUGUCUUCAGGAGAGAUUUCCAAUCUGUUCGCCAAAGACGAGAUUCAAGAGAUCACCCAGAAUCUGAUCCCAGCGAUGAAGAAGGAGUCUCCCCGAACUCCGCCAACGUUCGACAACCUGUACGACUUCUUCAUAUCCCGAGCACGGAAGAAUCUGCACGUGGUUCUCUGUUUCUCUCCGGUGGGACCCAAGUUUCGGUCCCGGGCGCUGAAGUUUCCCGGCUUGAUUUCCGGCUGCACCAUGGACUGGUUCACUCCGUGGCCCGCCGAGGCUCUGGCGGCCGUGGCCAAUCACUUCCUGUCCGAUUUUCCGAUGGACUGCCCAGCCGAGGUGAAGUCUGCUGUGGUGACCACCAUGGGAACCUACCACGACAAAGUGGCCGACGUCUGCGAGCAAUACUUUGAAAGGUUCCGACGGAGGACUCACGUCACCCCCAAGUCCUUCCUGUCAUUCAUAAAUUGUUAUAAGACGGUGUAUGCCGAAAAGCACGAGUCCAUCAACACCCUGGCAGAGCGCAUGAAUGUCGGGUUGUUCAAACUGGUGGAGGCCAACGAGUCGGUGGCAAAGCUGUCAGAAGAGCUGGUGGUGAAGGAGAAGGAGCUGGCUGUAGCGUCUGCUAAAGCCGACGAGGUGGUGGCAGAGGUGACGGUCAGCGCCGAGGCGGCCACCGUAGUCAAGAACGAGGUGGAGAAGGUGAAGGAUAAAGCCCAGAAGAUCGUGGAAGGGAUCGAGAGGGAGAGAGCUAUCGCAGAGGAGAAACUGGAAGCUGCCAGACCAGCGCUGGAAGAGGCGGAAGCUGCACUCAACACCAUCAAGCCAUCUGAUAUUGCCACGGUGAGAAGGCUGGCCAAGCCUCCAAAGCUGAUCAUGACCAUUAUGGACUGCGUCCUGAUUCUGUUCAAGAAGAAGACGGACUGCACCGUUUCUCAAGACGCCAAAAUGUCGCCCUCAUGGCCCCAGGCCUUGAAGCUCAUGAGCGCCCCGGGUUUCCUGCUGUCCCUGCAAAACUUCCAGAAGGACACGAUCACUGACGAGGUCGUGGCCCUGCUGGAGCCCUACUUCGCCCUGCCGGAAUACACCAUGGAAAACGCCAGGAAAGUGUGCUCCAAUGUGGCUGGCCUGUUAGCCUGGACCCGUGCGAUGGCGACCUACUACCACAUCAAUAAGGAAGUGGUGCCACUCAAGGCUAACUUGGCCAUUCAGGAAAGCAAGCUGGAAGAGGCUAAUGAGAAGCUGGACCAGGCUAACGCUCAGCUGGCUGAGAAGGAAGCAGAGUUCAACAAAGUCAAAGCCAAGCAUGACGCCGCCGUGAAGGAGAAGCAGGACCUGGAGGACGACGCUAAACGCUGCAAGAAUAAAAUGCAGGCUGCAACGGAGCUCAUUGAUGGCCUGAGUGGGGAGAGAGAACGCUGGACGGAGCAGAGCAAACAGUUCAAAUCGCAGAUAAACAGGCUCGUCGGCGACGUCCUCCAGCUGGCCGGCUUCCUGUCGUACUGCGGGCCGUUCAACCAGCGUUUCCGUGACAUCCUGCUGAAGACGGUGUGGGAGGCGGAGCUGAGGAAGGCCGACAUCCCUUUCUCAAAAGACCUGGACAUCCUCUCUGCCCUCGUGGACCCUGCAACUAUCAGUGAGUGGAACCCAGGACUCCCAGGAGAUGACUUGUCUGUGCAGAACGGCAUAGUCGUCACUAAAUCCACCAGAUACCCGCUCCUCAUCGACCCCCAGACUCAGGGAAGGCUUGGAUCAAGAAAAGAAGAGGCCAACUCGCUGCAGGUGACGUCGCUCAACCACAAGUUCUUCCGCACUCACCUGGAGGAAUGUCUCUCUCUGGGACGCCCGCUGCUCAUCGAGGACAUCAGCGAGGAGCUGGACCCGGCUCUGGACAACGUCCUGGAGAAGAACUUCAUCAAGUCUGGGACCAGCUUCAAGGUCAAAGUGGGAGACAAAGAGGUGGACAUAAUGGACGGCUUCAAGCUCUACAUCACCACCAAACUGCCCAAUCCAGCGUACACCCCCGAGAUCAGCGCCAAGAUGUCCAUCAUCGACUUCACUGUGAACCAGAAGGGCCUGGAGAACCAGCUGCUGGGCCGCGUCAUCCUCACAGAGAAAUACGAACUGGAGGAAAGGAGACUGAAGCUCAUCGAGGACGUAGCUGCCGAUAAGAGGACCAUGCAGGAGCUGGAAGACAACCUGCUGUACAAACUCAGCACCACUAAAGGCUCCCUGGUCGACGACGAGUCCAUGAUCGGCAUCCUGAACACCACCAACACCGCCGCCGAGGUCAGCGACAAGCUCAGCGAGGCGGCCGACUCCGAGAUGAUCAACAAGGCUCAGGCGGAGUAUCGUCCUGUGGCCACUCGGGGCAGCAUCCUGUACUUCCUCAUCACAGAAAUGAGCAUGGUCAACGUCAUGUACCAGACCUCCCUCAGCCAGUUCCUCAGAGUCUUCGAUCUGUCGCUGGAGAGGUCUGACAAGUCCCGGAAAACCAAGCGGAUCAAGAACACAUCAACUACCUGCGCUACGAAGACUCAUAACCUCUGA
Messenger RNA from Salarias fasciatus (jewelled blenny), 10398 nucleotides. RefSeq names its product dynein heavy chain 8, axonemal-like. The record is from RefSeq and is a predicted model, not a curated record. Gene Ontology annotation, molecular function: ATP binding; dynein light intermediate chain binding; dynein intermediate chain binding. Lineage: Eukaryota; Metazoa; Chordata; Actinopteri; Blenniiformes; Blenniidae. Gene Ontology annotation, cellular component: axonemal dynein complex. Gene Ontology annotation, biological process: microtubule-based movement.